AUGCGCGUUCUCGCGACAACGAAGACGACGCUUCUUCUCGGCGAACUCAAGCAUUGCUUCCGCACCAUGUGUGCCUAUCUCGGAAGCUUGACGCACGCCGUCGCGACGGCCGCGCUGCUACCGGGCGUCGUGAUCCACAUCGUGUUCCUGGACCCGACGUCCACGGACGAUUCAGCGUCACCACGGUUAGUUGCCGUCGCGCCCCCGCCAGACGACAUCGACUUGCCACCGCUCAAAGAGGAACCGCUGCCGCCGGCUGCAACGCCGCUGUCGCGGUCGUGCUUUGACGAGCUGACAACGUUGGGCGCCGGGCUGUUUGGCACGGUCCACCUCGUGCGCCAUAAACUCAGCGGCCAGUACUUUGCCCUCAAGGUUAUUGAGAAGGCGUCGAUUCCGUCCGUCCAGUUGGCGCGCCAAGUGGUGCGUGAGCGAGACAUCAUGCUUGCCGUGCAACAUCCGCUCGUCGCGACAUGCUUUGGCUCGUUCCAAGACGACGAGAACGUGUAUUUGGUGUCGGAAUACCUGCAUGGCGGGGACCUGUACCAGCAUCUACUCGACACGACCGACGAUGCGACGUCCCCACGAGUGGCGUCGCUGAGCGUUGCCGCCAUCCGUUUCUACGCCGCCAACAUGGUCAAAGCGUUGCAAGGCCUGCACGACCACGGCAUGGUGCACCGCGAUAUAAAACUCGACAACAUGAUGUUCGACUCUCUCGGAUAUGUCAAGCUCAUCGACAUGGGGUUUGCCACACACGUGGGCAUGUGCCGCGACAACGACGCCUCCGUUGGCGCAGACAAACGCACGAUGACUGUGUGCGGCACCCCCGAAUACAUGGCGCCGGAGAUUCUUGCUGGGCAAGGGUAUGGCAUGGCCGUCGACUAUUGUACGUCGCACAUGGAUAACAACCAGUUGACGAUGACUGUAGGGGCGCUUGGCGUCGUGCUGUACGAGAUGGCGAUGGGCGGCGCAAGUUUGUUUGGCGAUGCUAGUCACGCCAAGACGAUGGCGCGAAUCAAGGCUGUGGCAUCGCAUGGUCUCCCCACAGCCCCAGCCUUUGACAAGUUGGACGUGGCGCUGCAGAACUUCAUCAGAGGACUGCUGGUGUACGACCCGUCCAAGCGAUUGGGCUGCACAGCGUCAGGGUUUCAAUCGAUCGAGGACCAUCCAUUCUUCGCCGGCAUGAUCGACUGGAAGGCGCUGAUGGCCAAGCAAGUCCGCGCUCCCUUCGUGCCGGUUGUACCCUGUGAUACAUGGCACGACAGUCCACCCGACGAGUGCGAUGAGAAUCCGAUCGAGGACGAGUCGACGCUGUGGGGCGUCGACAAGGAUGAAGAGUACUACGACGGUGGUCUUUCCGUCGACCCCAAAGUUGCCCUCGUGUUUGAAGGCUUUUGAUGUAGUUGUUCGUGCCGUGUUACUGUUCAUGAUGUAAUCGAGCGUGUGAAUAUGUGUUUCCA
Molecule: messenger RNA, 1457 nt
Organism: Aphanomyces invadans
Lineage: Eukaryota; Oomycota; Saprolegniomycetes; Saprolegniales; Verrucalvaceae
Product: AGC/PKA protein kinase
Exons: 3
Coding region: 1-1395 (464 amino acids)
Biological process (GO): signal transduction; peptidyl-serine phosphorylation
Cellular component (GO): cAMP-dependent protein kinase complex
Molecular function (GO): ATP binding; cAMP-dependent protein kinase activity
Source: RefSeq, a predicted model, not a curated record